UUUUUUCAUUACUCUCCAACGACUGAUUUUUCAAUAGAAUUGAAGAAUCUUUCUAGUCAAAUUUAACUCUAGAUUAAAUUUUCAAGAACUAUAUCAUACUCAGUCCCUUGUAUAAAUAACCAAUGUUAUCAUAGUUUUGGAGGAAAUCGCAACACUUAUUGCUUGAGCUUUCACAAAAUCCAUGGCAAUUCCAUUUUUAGUGCUUGCUCUGCCUUUAAUUCUAUCCUCUCCAUUCCUGUCUUCAGCUUCUGAUACUCUAAGCAAAGGCUCAUCUUUAUCAGUGGAGAACGCAAAUGAUGUUUUGAUCUCACCAAGUGGCACUUUCACUGCCGGAUUCUUCCCCGUUGGCAAAAACGCUUACUGCUUUGCCAUAUGGUUCAAUGAACCCUUCUGCAACAAUAAUUGCACCGUAGUUUGGAUGGCAAACCGUGACCAUCCAGUUAAUGGGAAACGUUCAGAGCUCUCUUUGCUAAAAUCUGGUAAUCUUAUAUUAACUGAUGCUGAUCCAGUCACAGUUUGGGCUACGGACACUGUUUCAGAAACUUCAGUGCAUUUACAUCUUCAGGACAGUGGCAAUCUUGCACUGCAGAACUUAGAAGGUGAGGUUCUUUGGCAAAGCUUCGAUUUUCCCGCGGAUACUCUGCUUCCUCUGCAGCUACUUGCCAAAGAUAAGCAGCUUGUGUCCUCAAGAAGUCAAAGCAACUAUAGUUCAGGAUUCUUUAAGCUUUACUUCGAUAACGAUAAUGUUCUCCGUCUCCUUUAUGAUGGCCCUGAUACUUCAAGCAUUUAUUGGCCGGAUCCUGAGCUUUUGAGCUGGGAAGCUGGUAGAUCUACUUACAACAACAGUAGAACUGCAAGUUUCGAUUCUUUGGGGAAUUUCAGUUCAUCUGAUAAUUUCAGUUUUAUGUCAGCAGAUUAUGGGAUGACAAUCCAGAGAAGGCUGACCAUUGAUUUCGAUGGUAAUCUUCGAUUGUACAGUCGAGAAGAUAGGAAAGACAAAUGGACGGUUUCAUGGCAAGCCAUGUCUGAACCGUGCAAGAUUCACGGAAGUUGUGGACCUAACAGUAUCUGCAACUAUGUUCCUAGCUCUGGCAGGAAAUGUUCCUGCCUUCAAGGAUUCAAGAUGAAAGAUGUAACUGACUGGUCUUUGGGUUGUGAACCAGAAUUCAAUCUUUCUUGUUCAACAAGUGAGACAACUUAUCUUCGACUAACUCAUGUUGAGUUUUACGGGUAUGACUUUGCCUUCUUUCCAAAUUACACAUUAGAUAUGUGUGAAAAUCUAUGCUCUCAAAGAUGUGAUUGCAAAGGGUUCCAAUUCAAAUUCAUCAAGCACGAUUAUCCUAGUAACGUUCCUUAUUGUUUCGCAAAGACACUGUUACUAAACGGGCGUCUUUCACCGAAUUUUGAAGGAGAUCUUUACUUAAAAGUGCCGAAAACAAGUCCCUUCUUCCAUCAGCCUGUAGAAGAAUUAAGACUAAUUUGCUCUGGAGAAGUUGCAAAGCAGCUUGGCAGAGUAUAUGCAAAACACCAUGAAAAUGGAUCCCUAAAGCUUGUCCUUUGGUUUGCUUUGAUCAUUGGAGCAAUUGAGUACUUUUGUAUUUUCUUGGUAUGGUGUUGCUUGAUCAGAACGCACCAGGACAUGGGUGCAGUUAAGCCAGGUUACCUUCAAAUUGCAACAGGCUUUAGAAAAUUCACCUAUGCCGAGCUGAAAAAGGCAACUAGGGGUUUCAGGGAAGAAAUUGGAAGAGGAGCUGGAGGAAUUGUCUACAAAGGUAUACUUUGUGAUCAUAGAGUUGCAGCAAUAAAGAGAUUGAUCAACGAAGCUAACCAAGGAGAAGAAGAAUUCCAGGCGGAAGUUAAUGUCAUUGGGAAGCUUAAUCACAUGAACUUAAUAGAAAUGUGGGGAUAUUGUGCAGAGGGAAAGCAGAGGCUUCUGGUUUACAAGUACAUGGAGCAUGGAUCAUUGGCAGAAAAUCUCUCUUCUAAUGCCCUUGAUUGGGAAAAGAGGUUUAGCAUUGCCUUGGGUACAGCCAAAGCUCUUGCUUAUUUACAUGAAGAGUGCUUAGAGUGGGUUCUACACUGUGAUGUGAAGCCUCAAAACAUACUCCUAGACUAUGAUUACCAGCCAAAGGUGUCAGAUUUUGGCCUAUCUCAUCCACUGAAAAGAGAUAGCCAUGAAAUUUCAAGGCUUUCAAGGAUAAGAGGGACUAGAGGUUACAUCGCUCCAGAGUGGGUUUUGAAUCUGCCAAUCACAUCCAAAAUAGAUGUUUAUAGCUAUGGAAUGGUCUUAUUGGAGAUAGUAACUGGAAAGAGCCCAAUAGCAGAUAUAGAGGACAGAAGGCUGGUUUCAUGGAUGCAAGAAAAGAUUAAAGAAGCUAAUGAUAUAGAUUUGAUGAUGGAAAAGAUUGUAGACCCUAAAUUAGCAGGAAAAUAUGACAAGACCCAGAUGAAAAUUCUUGUUAGGGUGGCCCUAACAUGUGUACAUGAAGACAAAGAUGCAAGACCCACCAUGAGAAAAGUUGUUGAGAUGCUUCUGCAAUCUACCAUUCAACAGUGACUGUCUGCAUUUUCUAUUUCUAUGUUCACAGAUUAUGUAAGCAUGUUUCUAGAGCUAGAUUGUAUUUACAUUAGAGAUUUAUAGCGAGCAUAUUGGUAUAUAAUAAUAAAUAGUUAGUCACUAAAGUGGCAUAUUAAGGUUAUGCUAAUACUUGAAAGCUUAAGGAGGGAAAUAUUUUAGCCCUUGGGGGUGCAGUAGUACAAAUAGAUGAAAGAAACUAAUAACUUGACUCAAUAGCAUUGAAAUUGUUUCCAGAGACGUGAGUUCAAACUUCAGUUAGAGCUCAAUUAACAGAAGAAAAUAAAUUGAAAGGAGGUAGAACAUUUUCUUGUGCUCUCUAUAUAAAUAUUGUUUUAUACAAGGAAAAUACCAAUCCUUUUAAAUUGAGGAAA
This is a messenger RNA of Hevea brasiliensis (rubber tree), 2949 nucleotides long. Its product is annotated as putative receptor protein kinase ZmPK1. Gene Ontology annotation, molecular function: ATP binding; protein serine/threonine kinase activity. Bases 182 to 2557 code for a protein of 791 amino acids. Gene Ontology annotation, biological process: recognition of pollen; protein phosphorylation. The transcript has a single exon. The record is from RefSeq and is a predicted model, not a curated record. Lineage: Eukaryota; Viridiplantae; Streptophyta; Magnoliopsida; Malpighiales; Euphorbiaceae.